Molecule: messenger RNA, 1482 nt
Organism: Micromonas pusilla CCMP1545
Lineage: Eukaryota; Viridiplantae; Chlorophyta; Mamiellophyceae; Mamiellales; Mamiellaceae
Exons: 1
Coding region: 1-1041 (346 amino acids)
Cellular component (GO): chloroplast
Source: RefSeq, a predicted model, not a curated record
AUGUCUCGCGCCACCGCGGCGCGUCCCGCGGUCGCGCGACAGCUCGCGCGCCGCGUCGAUGGGCUCGACGGCCGCGCGUCCUGCUCUUCGCGGUCGACGCGCCCCGGGCGGCGGCGUCGCCGCCUCGGCGGCUCCGUCGCGACCGCGCUCAUGCGCGCGGAGGCGGAGGACUUCGAGAUCCUCCGUUCGCUCGGCACCGUGUCGUACUCGAUCGAGCCGACCGGCGUCUCGAACGAGCGCACGCUGUCGUGGAGCGGCGGCGACGACGGCUGCGUCCCGGACUCGUUCUCCGUCUCCGGCGGCUCGAUCGCGUCGACGGACGUCGUCAUCAAGCUCUACGCCGCGAAGGUGAUCGGAUGGAGCGCGGAUUCCGCGACUGAAGACGCGACGAGCGCGGUCCCGGACGUCCUCCUCAAGGAGUACGUCGACGCGCCCGCCGCGGCGCUCGCGGACGCGGAGGUGGAGGCGUACAUGAAGCUGUACGGCGAUCCGAACGACAGCACGAUCGGCGUGGACGCGAAGGGAACGCCGUACGGCGAGGCGUUCGACCCGGCGUCGUUGCCCGUCGCGCCGCUGAUCGCUUAUUUUUCCUCCGCCGCCGUCGGCGAAGGCGGCGGGUACGGAACGCCGAAAAGGAGCCUGUGGACCGUGCAGCGAUGGGGACGCGGCGGCCUCACCAGGCUCGCGGACUAUCCGCGCGCGCGGCAGGAAAAGCGCGACGACGCGCAGCCGUGGUGGCCCCCGAUACAGCGCGUCCGCGACGUCGGGUUGGGCCCGCGGCAUCGAUACGUGCGAAACGCGGCGCGAGGCGCGAUCGCCGCCGUCGCGGCGGUGCACCAGCGCGGGGUGGCGCACAACGCGAUCGAUGCGACCGCGUUCCAGGUGAGCACGACGCGCGACGCCGACGCGGACGAGCUCGAGGUGCGGUUGAUGAACUUUGGGUUCGCGUCGGCGUUGACCGAGGCUGGGCGCGUUGCGGACCUCAGGUGCGUUCUAUACAAACGUCCUGUUUUUCACCCAUCGCCCGGUUUCAACAUUUGAUCGCGUGGGUCCCUUUCAACUGACCGGUGAACUACAUUUGUACGGAACGACCCUCAGAGGCGCGGCGGCGGCGUGCGCGGAGCUGGUGUUCAGCGCGCUGAGCACGCGCGGGAGCGACGGGAUCGACGGCGCGACGGACGCGGCGACGCUCGCGAAGUUGUUCGAGCGAGUGUUCGAGUUGGACCCGAAGAGGGCGAGGGAAUACUGCGCGGAGGAGCCGAGCUGGGAGCACGCGGUGGAGUUUUUGGAUUACAAAGAUUCGAUGGCGGGCGACGGGUGGACGUGGCUCACGGACAUGUGGCGCGCGGGGGACGUCGCGAGCGCGGAGGAUUUCCUCGCGCGAGCGGAGGCGGUGGACACGCCGUACGAUUAAUUCGCGGCUGCUGUCUCGUGACUCGUAUUCGUUAGUACAACGUCUGUUCUUUCGUCGUCGGUACUCGU